AUGCAUUGGCUCUCAAAGGCUCCAGAAGAUCUAACAAGGAAUCUCAUCCCAGCAUAUGACAUUGAUGAGCAUUCGAGGAGUGAAAGGCUUCCUAUAGUACUUGAGGCUUAUGCAAAACAGUACAGAAAAGAUUUCACGCUUUUUCUGGAGCUGAGAGCCAAAGAGUUGGUCUCAGGAGGCCGAAUGAUUGUUUCGCUGGUAGGGAGGCGUUCUGAUGCAAUGACCACCAAAUUCUCUUACAUAUUAGAAAUUGUAGCUCAGAUUCUAUGUGUCAUGGUCUCAGAGGGUGUGAUUGGCAAAGAAAAGUUUGAUUCCUUUUAUGGGCUAUUGUAUGAACCUUCAAGCGAAGAGCUGAGGGAGAUCAUCCAAGAAGGGGCCUCCUUUUCAAUCAGGGAGAUGCGGGCGCAUGACCCUAGAACCGAUAUGAACAAUGCUCUCAGCACCCCAGGCAGGUUCGCGGGAUUUCUGAGAGCUUUAUUUGAGCCGGUAUUGGUCCAACAUUUUGGAGAUGCCAUGGAUGAAUUUGUGAGGACUGCGGAGCGGCGGUGGAUCCUAGAGGGAAGCUUGCAAGAGGAGCGUGUUAGAUGUCCUUAUGCUAUGCUGGUUGUAUCCCUCGCAAAGGCAUGA
Triticum turgidum subsp. durum (durum wheat) is the source of this 627-nucleotide messenger RNA. Lineage: Eukaryota; Viridiplantae; Streptophyta; Magnoliopsida; Poales; Poaceae. The record is from the annotation of a GenBank genome assembly.